Molecule: messenger RNA, 1068 nt
Organism: Fomitiporia mediterranea MF3/22
Lineage: Eukaryota; Fungi; Basidiomycota; Agaricomycetes; Hymenochaetales; Hymenochaetaceae
Exons: 3
Coding region: 1-1068 (355 amino acids)
Source: RefSeq, a predicted model, not a curated record
AUGGCAAAUCGACGUGCAAACAAUAACGUCGAAGCAACCAGGAACAUCGAAACGCCUACGACACGCGCAAGAGAGUCACGCGAUUCGCAUUCUGGAAGAAAUAUCCGGACAAGCAGCAGAGACAGCACCGCCAUCUUUAGUAAUGAAGCUGAAGGCUCCAUCAACGUCCAUGGCAAUGCCUUCAGCACUACCACGGGUAGCCACGGUGCUCAACAACAGUACAUCACUAGAGAGGACCAAUCCUCCUCGAUAGGGUCGACGUCCUCCAACACGCAGGCAGCGCAAGCUGCGCAUGUCGUCGAAACGAAACGUAGAGGAAAUGCCGAGGACCUUGAUAGCCAGUCACAGGCCUCGGAAUCUUCCACCGAAAGCUCACAAGAUCUUUGCGAAGAUGCCUCUUCCCCGCCUCCGACCAAGUCGAAGACCCGCAAGCGACGGGGUCGUGGAUGGUCUCGCAAAAAAGCUUCGAGGUCGAGUCGAAGUGAACAUUCUGAAGGCCGCGCUAUUUCCUCCAGCAAGAAACGCCGAAUAGGCGAGGCGGAUGCUAAGGAUCACGAGCUCAGGUCAAGAAAGCGACAGCGUGUCACUGAACCAGUUGGAGGACCAUCUAGCGUCAUUCCUCCUAUAUCCGAAGGGCCGCCAGUUGCAAGAAACAUAAGGAGUUUGCGAUCCCGCAACGUCAUCAUACCUGCGGCAAAUGGUGGAACGACGCGCGGCCGAGAUACGAAUAGGACUAUCCAGACAGCCGUGCCAGGUUUGGUGGUGGAAAGGCCAAGACUCGACGACACACAGUCUACAGAGCCAGAAUCCACUCCGGUCAAAAUCGAGGAGGAGGAUGAGACAAAUUUCCUGUUUAACGCACCAGGUCCCUCUAAUCACUUUCCAGAGGCACCAGUAAAUGCACCAAUGAGCGAGAGCGUGUUCCAGUACGAUAGCAACCCGGGCACUCCAGGGUUAUGGCUGAGGAUAACGAGUACCGGCGAGGCGAAAGCAAUUCACCAGAUUCAACACCUGUCACAACGCUGCAAGGGCAGUCCAUCGAAAGAUCACCCACAAUUGUUACUCUAG